Molecule: messenger RNA, 930 nt
Organism: Entrophospora sp. SA101
Lineage: Eukaryota; Fungi; Glomeromycota; Glomeromycetes; Entrophosporales; Entrophosporaceae
Source: the annotation of a GenBank genome assembly
AUGGAAGAAAAAAUAAAUAAAUUUGCAUUUGUAACUCCAGCUGUUGUUGCAAAAGAUAUUGUUUCCUUUUCACUAAAAGAAGUUUUGUCUUAUGAAAGAAGAUAUCAAAUGAUGGAAGAAAAAAUAAAUAAAUUUGCAUUUGUAACUCCAGCUGUUGUUGCAAAAGAUAUUGUUUCCUUUUCACUAAAAGAAGUUUCAGAAAAUCUGAAAUCAAUGAUUAAAACUCAAUUUAAAGAUAUAUACCAUCCAAUACGUGUCAAGUUACAAAUAGCAUUCCCUGAUAAAAGACUUCUUCAGUAUGAUUGUGGAAAAUUACAAGAAUUAGAUAUUCUUCUUCAUAGACUGAAAGAAAAAGGUCAUCGUGCCCUAAUUUUUACACAAAUGACACGAGUCCUUGAUAUAUUAGAGAUAUUCUUAAAUAUUCAUGGGCAUACAUACCUUAGACUUGAUGGUUCAACAAAAAUUGAAGAUAGGCAAAUGUGUCAUCGAAUUGGUCAAACACGUGAAGUAAAUAUAUAUCGUUUUGUGAGUGAACAUACAAUUGAAGAAAAUAUAUUAUUAAAAGCAAAUCAAAAACGUAUGUUAGAUAAAUUGGUGAUUAUGGAUGGUGAAUUUACAACUGAUUUCUUCCAAAAAGUAGAUUGGCGUGCACUUGUGAGUGAUAUAGCACCAAAUUGUAGUAAUGAAAUAAAAGAUGAGCCAAAGGAUGGAGUUGAAUUAGAGCAUUAUUUGGAUAAGGUGGAAGAUGAUACUGAUGUUAAUGCUGCAAAAAUUUCAAGAAAUGAAUUUGAAAUUGAUAUUCCAGAUUUUUCAGAAGAUUAUGUAGCAACAGAAUUAUCUUCACCAAUUAAAAUUAAUGGAAUCAAUGAUGAUAAUCCUGAUCAUAUAGACAAUUAUAUGCUUCUUUUUAUUGAAAGGGAAUUAGCAUAA